Messenger RNA from Dioscorea cayenensis subsp. rotundata (Guinea yam), 1340 nucleotides. RefSeq names its product DNA repair protein RAD51 homolog 3-like. The record is from RefSeq and is a predicted model, not a curated record. Lineage: Eukaryota; Viridiplantae; Streptophyta; Magnoliopsida; Dioscoreales; Dioscoreaceae. Gene Ontology annotation, biological process: meiotic DNA recombinase assembly; reciprocal meiotic recombination; DNA repair. Gene Ontology annotation, cellular component: Rad51C-XRCC3 complex; replication fork; Rad51B-Rad51C-Rad51D-XRCC2 complex. Gene Ontology annotation, molecular function: ATP-dependent DNA damage sensor activity; ATP binding; four-way junction DNA binding.
GACACAGCGCGCGCGCGGGGCUAGGGUUUCUCUGGGACGAUGAUGGAGAUCUCUAGCCUCCCAAUCUCGGCUUCUCACCGGUCGAAGCUCCUCUCGGCGGGCUACACUACCCUCUCCUCCCUCUCCGCCGUCUCUCCGCUGCAGCUCUCCCGUGAUCUCAAUGUUGCUCUUCAAGAAGCAGUUGACAUUUUGAAGGUUUCAUCGGAAAGUUGUAGAGUUGAAGUGCAGGACGGUGAUGUUGAAUUUUGUAAGGGAGCUCAAACUGCAUGGGAUAUGCUUUCAGAAGAGCAAGCUCUGAGACACAUAAGUACAGGUUCUGGAGAUCUUGAUUCUAUAUUUGGUGGUGGAAUACACUGCAAAGAAGUCACUGAAAUAGGUGGAGUUCCAGGCAUUGGUAAAACACAGUUGGGGAUACAGCUUGCUAUCAAUGUCCAAAUUCCAUAUGAUUUUGGUGGGCUGGGAGGAAAAGCAAUAUAUAUAGAUACUGAAGGCAGUUUCAUGGCAGAACGUGCUUAUCAAAUUGCUGAAGCAAGUAUUUGGGAUACAUUUGAUAAUUUUGGAUGCCAACCGAAAGAAAUUCCUGAAAAAUUGAAGCCUGAAAGUUUUUUGGCAAAUAUCUUCUAUUUCCGCAUAUGCAGUUACACUGAGCAAAUCGCAUUGAUAAACUAUUUAGAACAAUUCCUUGUGGAGCAUAAAGAUGUGAAGAUUGUGAUUAUUGACAGUGUCACUUUUCAUUUCCGUCAAGAUUUUGAUGACUUGGCCAUUAGGACAAGAGUGCUUGGUGGAAUGUCACUGAAAUUAAUGAAUCUUGCAAAGAAAUUUAGUUUGUCUGUUGUUUUGAUGAAUCAAGUAACCACUAAGUUUACGGAAGGCUCUUUUCAUUUAACACUUGCCCUAGGAGAUAGUUGGUCGCACUCAUGCACAAAUCGAGUUAUUUUGUAUUGGAAUGGCAAUGAUCGGCAUGCAUAUCUUGAUAAGUCACCAUAUCUUCGUCCAGCUUCAGUGCAUUUCUCAGUGACCGGCAAAGGGAUUCGUGACGCCACUUCUCAAUGCAAGCGAGUCCGAAUGAUGUAACUUUGUUUUCAGGAGCUUGAACAUGAAAGAUUAUAACAACCAUCUCUUAAUCUCUGGCACCAUCUGAGCUCACUUGGUCUUGUAACUUGGCAUGGAUAAGUGGGUUAGGUUUUGUUACAGUGGUUAAGCAUGUAUGCUUUUGUAACUGAUUGAAACAUUGUUAAUUUUCCUUGCUAAAGCAAGUGAGCUUUGUGGCUGUUCCUCUAUGAUAUCAUUGAUUCUUAUGGUAUAUGCCACUAGGGUUAUCAGGCAAAACUAUAUUUUCA